Messenger RNA from Toxorhynchites rutilus septentrionalis, 1345 nucleotides. Its product is annotated as short coiled-coil protein B. Bases 156 to 572 code for a protein of 138 amino acids. Gene Ontology annotation, cellular component: trans-Golgi network. The transcript has 2 exons. The record is from RefSeq and is a predicted model, not a curated record. NCBI's taxonomy places the organism in Eukaryota, Metazoa, Arthropoda, Insecta, Diptera, Culicidae.
UCUGGUUAGCGCUGUCAAUCGAGACUUUCAAACAGCCACACAGAGGAAAACGUCGAUUUUUCAAUAAAUCUGUGUGCAUUUUAAACUUUUCUCCGCGGAAAAUCGGCUGCUGUUUGAGGGUGUGUUAUUUUCUGUGCGAUAACCACUAACUUCAAAUGGAUUCCUCGGCGAUGUCCCUAAAGUCCACGGAAGAUAUCCCACUGGCGGACGACGAUUUGGAAGUGAUUAUCAAUGACGACGAGAGCUCGAAGUAUAUGCAAAACGGGCGAUCGCUCGAUUCGAUUGCGAGCUCCUACACCAACGGCAACUCGAGCCCACGGCAUUUUCUCGAGAACGAAUGUCCCGACGCGGACGAACAGGAGGAACGGGCGCGUCUUAUAACGCAGGUUCUCGAGCUGCAGAACACGCUUGACGACCUUUCGCAGCGGGUCGAUAGUGUGAAGGAGGAAAACCUGAAGCUUCGCUCGGAGAAUCAGGUGCUCGGUCAGUACAUCGAGAAUCUGAUGUCCGCUUCGUCGGUCUUUCAAUCGACAACCCAAGGCCAGGCCUCCACCGCACCGAAAAAGAAGUAAAAUGCUUUUCUUUUUGUGAGGAUAGUUGGAACCUUCAAAAAGAAGGGGACAUUUCGCAGACCAAAGAGGGAAGAAUACCUUUCGCAUGCAGUUUUUCUUUCGGCUUCCUCGCACCGAACAAACUAGACAAACGCUUUCCAGUUAAACCGUUUGAUGAGAUUUGCUUACAAACAAUGAACAGAGACCGGUGCGACUCAAAGAUAAAGCAGAACGGAAAGCCAACUGUACGCUACUGAGAUUUGCACGUGAUGAGUGUAUAAUGACACUACAGACAUAAAUAAGUCUUGAUAGAAUUUAUUAUUGAUUUAGAGAGAUAAAAUUUAUUUACUAUUCAUAAGUUUUGUAUAAAAUAUGAUAUAUAGCCAUCACUGCUUUCUGGUCCGUUAUAUUCUCAUUCUACGAUUAUAAUUCUGUGUUUAGGAACUAUUCCUCCUAUGAUCGAAUAUUGUGUAUAGACAUUUACGAGCACUUUGUAUUUAUGUAUGUACUCUUAGGUUAACAGAUUUCUCCGAUCAUAAUUGUGCAUUUGUUUUGUUCGUAGAACUUUGUAAUAUAUUUUUUUAAAGUUUUAUGUAACCUUGUGAUCAAAUUAGUAUUCUCCUAAUUGAUAUUUGUAAAAAAUUCUCGCUUUUCCAAGCAUGUCACUAAUAAUGGCAUUUCCUAAUAAGCUUACCUGCAGCGCACUGAAGAAAAUAUUUUCCUUCAGAUAUAGCCAUAUUUCUACAAAUAAUAUCGCACAUAAUAAAAAAAAACGUUAAAACCAUACAGUUGAA